This is a messenger RNA of Metopolophium dirhodum (rose-grain aphid), 2807 nucleotides long. RefSeq lists its product as uncharacterized. NCBI's taxonomy places the organism in Eukaryota, Metazoa, Arthropoda, Insecta, Hemiptera, Aphididae. The record is from RefSeq and is a predicted model, not a curated record. The transcript has 2 exons. Bases 762 to 2210 code for a protein of 482 amino acids.
AUAAAAUUUAUCAAAUUAAUACACCGAUGGACAAAUUAACUGAUAAAGAGGAACAACGUUUUCAAAGAACCAAGUUCUGUCAAAAAUGUUCAAAACAUUUUAAAAACAAUAAUUUGGUUAAAGUUCGAGAUCACUGUCAUUUUACUGGCAAAUAUAGGCAAUGUCUCUGUCUUCAAUGUAAUUUCGAAAUAACUAGUCCAUCGUUCGUUCCAAUAUUCUUUCAUAAUUUAUCUUAUGAUAGUCACUUCAUAAUUCGGGAACUAGGUUGCGAUGAUAAAGAUAUUCAUAUUAUUCCUAAUUCAUCGGAAAAAUAUAUAUCCUUUAGCAAGGAAAUCGCACCUAGAUUUAGUAUUAAAUUUGUCGAUACAUUCCGUUUUAUGAGUGAGUCGCUAAGUAAACUUGCAGCCAAUUUAUCUGAAGAUAAGUUGAGGUUUAGAGAAACCCUAAAAAUAUUUUCAAUCAAAUCAUUAGAUUGAGUUACACGGAAAGGAGUCUUCCCUUACGAAUAUGUCGAUAGUUGGAGUAAAUUAGACAAUGCUUUUUUACCAUCAAAGCUUGAAUUUUAUAACUCGUUAACAGAUGAACAAAUUAGUGAUGAAGAUUAUAGACAUGCAAAAAAUGUAUGGAAUACAUUUGACGUAAAGACUUUGGGUGAAUAUAGCGAUCUUUAUUUAAAAACUGAUGUUACCAUACUAGCUGACGUGUUCGAAAAUUUUAGAGACAUAUGUUUAUCUACUCUCAGAAUAGAUCCUGCUCAUUAUAUGACUGCCCCUGGAUUUGCUUUUGAUUGUAUGCUUAAGUAUACAAAGGUUAAAUUAGAGAGGUUAAAGGAUUAUAAUAUGUUACUCUACUUCGAAAAAUCAAUCCGAGGCGGUAUUUGUCAAUCAACUAAAAGAUAUGCUAAAGCAAACAUACCAAAUAUUGAAGGAUUGGACUAUAAUUCGAAUGAACCGAUUACUUGGAUUACAUAUCUCGACUGUGUAAAUUUAUAUGGAAAGUCUAUGUUGACAGAACUACCUUUUAAAGAUUUUGAAUGGGUUGAUGAUCUCGACAUAGAUGUAACUAAAAUUUCUGAAGAUUCUGAAGUAGGAUAUAUAUUAGAAGUUGAUAUCGAGUACCCUAAACAUUUACAUAAAACCCAUAAUGAUUUUCCGUUUUUACCGUUUAACGAAUGCCCACCAAAUUCGAAAGUUGAGAAAUUGUUAACUACUCUAUCACCGAAAAAAAACUAUAUUGUACAUUACAAAAAUUUAAAACAAGCGAUUUCUCACGGUCUUAAAUUAGUAAAAAUUCAUCGAGCUAUCCGCUUUUCACAAAAAAAAUGGAUGGCAUCAUACAUUGAGUUCUGUACAAAAAUGAGAGCAGAAGCAAAAAAUGAGUUUGAAAAAAAUUUCUGGAAGUUGUUAAUUAAUAGCGUUUUUGGUAAAUGUAUGGAGAAUGUCCGAGCAAGAACUUCUAUAAAACUGGUUUCAUCAGAAAAAAAAGCGAAUAAACUAAUGACAAAAACUAGUUUUAAAGACAGAACUAUAUACUCUAAAAAUCUCAUGGCUAUUCACCAACAUAAGGAAACUAUUAAAUUCGAUAAGGCAAUUUAUGUGGGAUUUGCAAUUUUAGACGUUUCGAAAACAUUUAUGUACGAUUUUCACUAUAAUGUCAUGAAGAAAAGGUAUGGUACUAAAAUUAGUUCUUUAUAUUCGGAUACUGAUUCCUUGAUAUACGCUAUUCAAACUACAAAUUUUUUCAAUGAUUUAAAAAAUGAUUUAUUACCAUAUUUUGAUACAUCUAACUAUCCCAAAGACCAUUAUUGUUUUAGCGAAUUACAUAAAAGUCAGCCAGGCUUUUUCAAGGAUGAAUUGAAAGGAAUUAUACUUAAAGAAUUCGUUUCAUUAAGACCGAAAUUAUAUGCGUACAAAACUGUAGACGGUACUGAGGAAAAAAAAGCAAAAGGCGUAAAGAAAUAUAUUAUUAAAAAACAUAUGCAAUUCGAAAAUUAUAAGGAUAUACUACACGCUUUUAUAAACCAUUUAUCUGUUAAGGAUAAAUUAACUCACAGGGUCAUGAAUUUUAUCCAAUCAAACAAACAUGUUGUUCAAUCGAAAACAAUGAACAAACUUGUUCUAAGCGCUAAUGACGAUAAACGUUAUAUAAAUGACGACGGGAUAAAUACUUUGGCUUAUGGUCACUACAAACUAGAUAAAUUAUAUAAUUAAAGAAAAAAAAGACUUGAUAAAUCUCCAAUCGGUAUAAACAGAAAGCGCUAUCAAACGGUAGUGAAGUAAAUUUUUUUUUUUUUUUGUUUUUAAAAAAAUUACAAACUGAAAACAAAUAAUUAUUUCAACUUUUUUUCUGGCAUUUAUUAUAAAAGUAUUACAUGUUAUACAUAAAAAAUUAUUAUUUAAAAAUAUCUGAUGAUGUUAUCCACGAAUUUUGACUUGAAUCAAAACCCAACCAUUUAACAAACAUUUUAUUCCCAACUUUUUUCACAAUACGUUCAAUAAGAAAGGUGUUUGGAAAAUUAGUUAAUUUAAUUUCCUGUUCAUAAAAACCACCUAAGAUUAUAUUGUUUGAUUCAUCCUUUAGUUGAUAAGUUACUGGAUUUGUCUGUAAAACUUUUGAAACUACAAAUCCAGUAACUUAUCAACUAAAGGAUGAAUCAGGCAGUAUAAUUUUAGGUGGUUUUUAUGAACAGGAAAUUAAAUUAACUGAUUUUCCAAACACCUUUCUCAUUGAACGUAUUGUAAAAAAAGUUGGGAAUAAAAUGUUUGUUAAAUGGUUAGGUUUUGAUUCAAGUCAAAAUUCAUGGAUAA